AUGGGAACCGAUUUAACAAAGUCUACAGGAGACGUGGCAGCCACCAGUAGGUCCGCAGCUAUUGUUGUCUUUGUAGUGAGUGUAACAAGUACCGCGGCUAGAGAAAACAACAAAUUCAUUUGGCCCAGUAAAUUUAUAGGUCCUCCAUGGGUUUACAAGUUCGUUAAUAGUACAGCUGGACGUCGCUGUCAUAUCAGAACUACUAGCUCUAUCAUGCGAUAA
Messenger RNA from Priceomyces carsonii, 222 nucleotides. RefSeq lists its product as uncharacterized. The record is from RefSeq and is a predicted model, not a curated record. NCBI's taxonomy places the organism in Eukaryota, Fungi, Ascomycota, Pichiomycetes, Serinales, Debaryomycetaceae. Bases 1 to 222 code for a protein of 73 amino acids. The transcript has a single exon.